AUGGCUUCAAUGUCGACAGCAAGUUACUCGGACCAGACGACGGCAGCACUCCUGCCAGAUGCAAAUUUAGAAACAUGGGAUUUCGUUGUUAUCGGUGUCUAUUUCGCAUUCAUAUUAGCUGUUGGGAUAUGGGCGAUGUGCAGCACGAAUCGUGGAAACGUUGACGGAUUCUUUCUCGCUGGAAGACACAUAACCUGGUUUCCUGUCGGAGCAUCUCUUUUCAGCAGCAAUAUUGGAAGUGGUAGUUUCGUUGGAUUGGCUGGAACAGGAGUGGUCGGCGGAAUUGCAGUCGGUGCAUUCGAAUGGAAUGCUAUGCUUACACUCUUCUUCUUGGGUUGGAUAUUUGCUCCAGUUUAUAUUGCUGCUGGAGUCGUCACAAUGCCCGAAUAUCUUGAGGCAAGAUUUGGAGGCCAAAGAAUUCAAGUGUAUUUAUCAGUGUUGUCGAUGUUGCUUUAUAUUCUAACGAAAGUAUCGGCCGACUUAUAUUCCGGAGCAAUCUUUAUUCAAGAAGCUCUUGGAUGGAAUAUUUAUUUAUCUAUGGUUCUCCUUCUGUUGAUCACUGGAUUAUAUACAGUGACUGGAGGAUUAGCUGCUGUCAUAUAUACAGACACUGCUCAAACUUUAAUCAUAACUAUUGGAUCAGUAAUCAUGAUGGCAUUAUCGUUUGAAAGCAUUGGGGGAUAUGAUCAACUGGAAACAAAAUACAUGCAAGCAGUACCAAGAUUGAGGCCAGCAAACACAACAUGCGGUGAACCGAGGGAGGAUUCUUUCAGCGUUUUUAGAGAUCCAGUUACUGGAGAUCUUCCUUGGCCUGGACUAACUUUCGGUUUAACAAUAUUAGCUACGUGGUACUGGUGCACAGAUCAGGUCAUUGUUCAAAGAACGUUGGCAGCAAAGAACUUGUCACAUGCAAAAGGAGGUUGUGUUUUGGCAGGGUUUAUUAAAAUAAUGCCAAUGUAUACAAUUGUAAUGGUUGGAAUGGUCAGCAGAAUCGUAUUAACUGAUGCAGUUGCAUGUGUACUACCAGAAGAAUGUAUGAAAUAUUGUGGUUCAACCGUCGGUUGCUCCAAUGUUGCUUAUCCUAAGCUUGUACUGGCAACCAUGCCAACGGGAGCAAAAGGAUUGCUACUAGCAGCCAUGGUUGCGGCUUUUAUGUCUUCUUUGACAUCAGUAUUCAACAGUGCUUCUACUUUAUUUACCUGUGAUAUUUGGACAAAGAUUCGAAAAAACGCAUCUCAACGUGAAUUAAUGAUUGUUGGCCGUGUGUUUAUUCUUGGCAUGGUGGGAGUGAGCAUUGCCUGGGUGCCAAUCAUACAGGAAGCUGCAAGUGGACAACUAUUUGACUAUAUACAGGCUAUAACAAGUUAUCUCGGUCCUCCAAUUGCAACCAUCUUUGUGACUGCUGUAUUUUGGCCAAGGCUUAAUGAGCCGGGUGCUUUCUGGUCAUUGUUAAUCGGAAUGGUUAUUGGUAUAACGCGAAUGAUAUUGGAUUUUGUCUACACAGCACCAUUAUGCGGAGAAGAAGAUACAAGACCACUAGUUGUGUCAAAGGUCCACUAUCUUUAUUUCGCGUUGAUUCUUACGGGUUGCACGUUGAUCGUAGCAGUUAGUGUUAGCUUGUGCACUCCCCCUAUUGCCAGUGAACACUUGUACAGAUUGACAUUUUGGACCCGAAUGAGUAAGAAGAAAAGAAUUCCAAUCGAACAGACUUUUGAACUUCAUGGAUCCGGUAACCAGCAGAACGAUGUACUGAAUGAACGUUAG
Molecule: messenger RNA, 1764 nt
Organism: Styela clava
Lineage: Eukaryota; Metazoa; Chordata; Ascidiacea; Stolidobranchia; Styelidae
Source: RefSeq, a predicted model, not a curated record